CUGCUCUCGAGCUUCGACCGCCAACCGCUCCACCUCGUCCCCGUGCAUGCUGCGCACCGCAACCGGCCUCACCUCCCACCUGCGCCCCUCGACCAUCACCACCACCACCCGCACCAUGGCCAGUACCAGCACGCCCAAGCCCCAACCGCUCGCCGCCGUCCACAACCACGAGACGUACCUCUCGCAGGGCAUCCCCUCGGCCGCCUCGCUCGACCGGGACCCGCUCGCCCAGUUCUCGCGCUGGUUCAAGCUCGCACAGAGCCAGCCCGACAAGGUCCCCGAGCCCGAGGCCAUGAGCAUCUCGACCGUCGACCCGAACCGACCCGUACCCUCGACCCGCGUCGUCCUCCUCAAGCAGGUCGACGACCGCGGCUUUGUCUUCUACACCAACUAUGCCUCGCGCAAGGGCCGCGAGCUGUUCCCCAACCACCAGGACUACGACGCCGACGCCGACACCCCGCCCGAGAGCGCCGAGGGCGCCUACGCCUCUCUCGCCUUUUACUGGCGCGCGCUGCACCUCAGCGUGCGCGUCGUCGGCCGCGCCGAGAAGCUCGACCGCGCGACGACCCAGGCCUACUUUGACUCGCGCCCGGUCGGGAGCCGCAUCGGCGCGUGGGCGUCCGAGCAGAGCGGCGUCCUGCCGACCGGCACGCGCGACGAGCUUGAGCGCCGCGUGAGGGACGUCGAGCGGCGCUUUGGCGUCCCCGAGGGCACCGCGACGGGCUCGGCCGUCGUCGACGCUGGUCCGCCCGGGCCCGGUCCUGGCGGUGACGAGGGCAAGGACCUCGACAAGGACCCGCAGAUCCCGGUCCCGCCGUUCUGGGGCGGCGUGCGCAUCGUCCCGUUCGAGGUCGAGUUCUGGGCCGGGCGCGAGAGUCGCCUCCAUGACCGGUACCGGUACACGCGGCGCGAGGGCGCCGACGAGGGCGAGCCGUGGACCGUCGAGCGCCUGUGCCCGUGAGCGAGCGAGCGAGCGCAGGAGGGCAGUUUGUUGCAAUGACUGGGUCGUCCCUCGAGCAGGGCGCGGG
Messenger RNA from Rhodotorula graminis WP1, 1028 nucleotides. RefSeq lists its product as uncharacterized. The transcript is spliced from 2 exons. Gene Ontology annotation, biological process: pyridoxine biosynthetic process. The record is from RefSeq and is a predicted model, not a curated record. Gene Ontology annotation, molecular function: FMN binding; pyridoxamine phosphate oxidase activity. The coding region runs from base 47 to 961 and encodes 304 amino acids. Lineage: Eukaryota; Fungi; Basidiomycota; Microbotryomycetes; Sporidiobolales; Sporidiobolaceae.